AGGAUCCCCGCCCGAGACCCCGCCCGCGGAGCUUGCGGCCAUUUUGCAUCCGUGAGGACGAAGCCGAGCCUCCCGGUCACCACCGUUCCCUUCACGCGUCAGCGGGUUGGAAAUGUCUGCCCUGUGGCCAGUCCAAGUCAUCCCCCUCUAGUGGCUGAAACCAGAACGUGAGCCCGUUUCCAGGCCAGGAAGAGACGACAGUAGCAGAAUUUCACAAAAGAAUCAAAGAAGCCUUUGAAGUAUUUGACCAUGAGUCGAACAAUACAGUGGAUAGAGAUUGGAACAAUUAUCAGGUCAUUGGGAUGCUGCCCAAGUGAAGGAGAGCUGCAUGACCUGAUUGCAGAUGUAGAAGAAGAAGAACCCACUGGAUACAUCCGAUUAGAAAAAUUCCUUCCAGUGAUGACAGAAGUACUGCUGGAAAGAAGAUACAGACCAAUUCCAGAAGAUAUCCUUCUUCGGGCUUUUGAGGUAUUAGAUCCAGCUAAACGCGGGUUUCUCACUAAGGAAGAACUGGUCAAGUAUAUGACUGAAGAAGGGGAACCUUUUUCUCAAGAGGAAAUGGAAGAAAUGCUGUCUGCUGCAAUUGAUCCAGAAUCAAAUUCAAUCCAUUACAAGGACUAUAUAUCAAUGAUGGUGGUAGAUGAAAAUUAAGUACUCUAAACACUUAACUUCUAAUUCAAAGGGCAAUUAAAAAUUUUUUCUUUGUCCUAGCUAAUUUCACAUCUUCUUUUGUAACUCUUACAUCUGACAAUGAAUUCCUCUGUACGUAAGUAUUGCAAGAUACUCCAAUGAUUUAAAGAUGAUUGUAACAAUGUAAAGCAUAAAUAUACUUCAUAUGUUUAGCCUAUGGAAUAGUCAAUUUCUAAUUUUAAACUACUCUUACAACAUUUUAAUUUUAUCAUUAGUUUAUUAUUUAUUUCCUACAAUAACACACAUGUUGCCUUUAAAUUUAUUAAAGUGAGAGGAGAAAAUAUAACUGUUAUAAUGGUCCAAAGUUCAGCAAAUAAACAUCUUGGGAGGGGACAGAAGGACCGCAGUUGAAAAUACUAACAAUAUGCUUAAGUCUUCCUUUCCAAAAACAACGGCAAAUGCCUCAGCACUCUGAAUGUGGACUGAGAGUUAUUGGAAUGACUAUUAAUAGUGCCAAGUAUAAAUUUAGUUUUGAGAUAAUAGUAGGUGAGUAUAGAAUGUUUAAUGUGCUGACCCAGCAUGUUACCAUAUGGAAUAGCUCAAGUUGAGAUAAGUAAAUCUCGAGAAAGGAAGACUGAGUAGAAAUCAGUCAUGCAGUGACAAUUGUCUCCUGAUCUCUAGAAGCUCUCUUGAGACAAUUGUCCUCCAACAGAUAAGAAUAUUGAGAAUGUUCGGUGUGCGGGAGGUAGAGCCGUUGAUAGAACAGAAAAGGUGAUCUGAGUACAGAGGCACAGUGGAAGAAUGCCAGGGACUUAUAAGCAAAGAGGAAUACACAAUAGAGGAAACUGAUUUCAUACAACACAAACACAUGCAGUGCGAUCUUUAUGUAAAAAUGGCUUCAAGACACCGCAGCACUUCUCACCAUUUCCCUUAGGUGGCUUAUCCCCUUCGGCAGCACAAAGCGUUUCCUCUUCUACCUCCCCACCUGCUGCCCUGCGACAAGGGAGCCUGAUCCCCACGAAGGCACAUGUGGUGGCGGUGACCACAGGUUUGCCGUCAUUAUGGGAGUGAUUGGAUGACUAAUAUGGCCCACCAGUUGCAGCCAUCUAUCCAGCUUGAGCCCCUGCUUGCUCAUCCUGGGCCUGUUCCUGCUCUUCUCCUUCCUUUGUAGGCCAAGCGGAGGGGUAAAGGUCCACCGAGUCUCCAAGUCUUCAUCGUGAGGCUCACAGCUCUGCCAGGGAGGAGGGAUAUCAAAGGAUCCCAUGUCAGCUUCAGAAGGAAAGAAAAGGCAAUCUCCAGGGAAGAGAGAGAGACGAAUGCCUACAAAUCAGAAUGUUGUGCCACUCCAGAAAGAUAAAGUGCUUCUGUGCUGGCCAAAUCAAGUACCAAUUCAACCUUUACCCAGAAAUACAUGCUCUCAGUAGUAGUCCUUUCAACAAGUUUUUAGCUGUUGUUUAAAAAAAACAAGGCCAAACUCAGUGCCAUGAAUCAAUUCCACUCACAGGAACCCUACAGGGCAGAGUAGAAGUGGGCCCAUUCGGUUUCCAGUUAACUCUACAGGAAUAGCCAGGCUCAUCUUUCUUCUGAGGAGUGGCAGUUGAGUUCGAACAGACAACCCCGUGGUUUGUAGCCCAACAGUUAAUUCACUGUGCUACCAGGGUGCUUAACUGAUGUCAGAGCCCACCCAAAAUACCUGAGUGUGAUUGCUGGUUUUUUAGCUGCCAAGACUGUUGAGGAGAAUGAGAACAUUCUAGUACUAAAGGGGUCGGCAGAUAGUUUCUUUGGAUGUGCCACAAUGAACAUAGAUGUGUAGAUAUCUAUUUGUGUCACAUUUCUUACUUCUCUAGGAUAUAUACCAAGUAGAGAGAUUUCUGGAAAAUGUGAUAGUUCUAGUCCCAACUUUUUAAGAAAGCACCAUACUUUUUUUUUUUAAGAUGGCUGCUUUUUAAAAGGCAAGCGUUUUAGAAUUCAAGCAUUAUCCUUUCUGAUAGCUGAGCACUCUCUGGUUUCUUCUAUAGCCCCGGUAUCUUCAGUGAUUUCUUCAUGAGGGCAAGUAUAGAGUAGGACCACAUCAUAACAACUUAAUUAUUUUUAGAUUAGGGUUACCAUUAGUGCAAGCUCAAAAUCCACUAAUAUAGCUACAGUUUAUAU
This is a messenger RNA of Echinops telfairi (small Madagascar hedgehog), 2781 nucleotides long. It is a transcript of the gene EFCAB2, whose product is annotated as EF-hand calcium binding domain 2. Gene Ontology annotation, molecular function: calcium ion binding. The transcript has 7 exons. Bases 250 to 651 code for a protein of 133 amino acids. Lineage: Eukaryota; Metazoa; Chordata; Mammalia; Afrosoricida; Tenrecidae. The record is from RefSeq and is a predicted model, not a curated record.